AUGUGUCACUUAAGCACAGUGAAAGCAGAGAUAACAGUUUGGAUCACACCUGCCAGCUUUAUGUCUUAAUUAUUGUUGUUAACUUAACUUGCAAACAUUUUGAAUACACACUUUCCUCUGCUCUGUUACAUCCGGCUCUCUGUUUAUACAUUGUGUAACAAGCCUUAGCUCUUCAUUAAUGUUCAGGUUAGCAGCUCAUUAGCCGCAGUUAGCUCUUAGCGCUCUCAAAUUCAGGAUGUCCUGCAGUUUGCUGGAUUUUUGUCGCGUUCAAGAGCUCAAACAAGUCCGGGAGUUUCUUUUCAAUAAUCAGAAAAAUCCCCCUACAGAUGACAGCAAAGAGCAAACCGAGUUAGCAUGGGAUGACUCAGACUGGGGCUCCUGGGAGACAGGAGACACCAAAGAUGGAACCACGCCUGAUGAAGAUGAUGGACAGCAGAGCAGCGCCCUAUGGUUGCAGGACUGCAUGCUAGCUUUGUCACCCUGCUCUGACCUGCUGGUCAUCGCUCGAGACCAAAAAGCUGCAUUCCUCUCUGCGAAAUGGCAGACAGACGCCAGCGGGACGGAGGAGAUGACACUGGCUGUGACCUGGAGCGGCACACUGAGCGCUGAGGAUGGAGAGUGUGUGAGUAGCGUGAUCUGCAUCCCACUGGCCAGCCAGAAGAGGAGUUCCACGGGCCGACCUGACUGGACGUGUAUCGUGGUCGGGUUCAGUUCUGGACACGUUCGCUUCUACACAGAGAACGGGGUUCUCCUCUUGGCUCAGCUGCUGAACGAGGACCCGGUUCUCAGACUGAAGUGUCGCACAUAUGAGAUCCCACGCCAUCCUGGAGUUACAGAGCAGCAUGAGGAGUUGAGUAUUCUGUACCCUACAGCCCUGGUCACCAUCGAUGGCUUCAGCCUCUUCCAGUCUCUACGUGCUUGCAGGAAUCAAGUGGCUAGAGCUGCUGCAGCAGGAAGUGAUGUCGUACAGCCUCCUCCCCUCGCUUAUAAGAAGUGGGGACUGCAGGACAUGGACACGGUCGUGGACCACGGCAGCGUGGGAGUCAUGACUCUGAACGUAUUUGAUCAGAUGAAGAACGCCUCGAUCCUGGGUGGUUUCCACGCGUCAGUAAAGGGCAGUCCUCCAGCCAUGAGUCAGUAUAUAACGGUGGGAGGCGGACCCUUCACCGGGUUCUUCUACGCUGUGGAGGGCAGUUCUCAGCCUCUCCUUUCCCACGUUGCUCUUGCUGUGGCCAGUAAACUUACUUCUGCUCUGUUCAGUGCUGCCAGUGGAUGGUUAGGGUGGAACAAGAACAAGACUGAAGAGGAGCCUGCUCAAAAACAGAAGCCCAAGGUGGAGCCAGCCACACCUCUUCCUGUAAGGUUCGGUCUCCCUGAUUCCCGUCGUCAUGGCGAGUCCAUCUGCCUGUCGCCAUGCAACACUAUGGCAGGAGUAACAGACGACUUUGGCAGAGUGAUGCUCCUGGACGUGGCACGUGGCAUCGCCAUCCGCAUGUGGAAGGGUUACCGUGACGCCCAGCUGGGCUGGGUGCAGGUGCUGGAGGCUCAUGGAGACAGAGACAUGGGCACGUCACCCUCCGUGCCCCGCCGCUGUGCUCAGUUUCUGGUGAUCUACGCACCUCGCAGGGGCAUCCUGGAGGUGUGGGGCACUCAACACGGUCCCCGGAUCGGGGCUUUCACUGUGGGCAAACACUGCAGGUUGUUGUAUCCAGGUUACAGGUUAAUGGGUGUGAACAGUGUGACCAGUCAGGGUUGGCACUUACACACACAGCAGGUGUGUCUGUUUGAUCCAGUCAACGGCGUGCUUCGUACCAUCACUGUACCGUUCCACCUGGCCCUCAGUGAUAAGAAGAGCGAACGAGCUAAAGACAUGCAUCUGCUAAAGAGGCUGACUGCACUGCUCAGGAGCUCUCAUCCAGACCCAGAUCUCCUGCAGAGCGAGGCUCAGAGUGUCCUGCUGGAGAUCAAACACCCUGCGGUAAAAAAACAGGCUCUGGAGUCUCUGUUGUCCAGUAAGAAUGCUCCAGUCUCGUGUCUGAUCAGCGUUACUCGAGCCUUACUACAGAGCCUGAAAGAGCAAGACCCCGAGGCAGUGGAUGAAUCACUGCAGCAGUUAUGUUCAUCUCAGCUUAAACUGCUGCAGCUCUACACCGACGUUCAGCUCCUACACUCACCUGACACCUCGCCCACUGAGCCUGAAUCUUUCUCAGUGCCUGGUUUUGAAGAUGACCUGACUCGAAUCGGACCAAUCCUGAGGCGCUAUGCGGAGCUGAACUCCCGCCCCUCUGUAUCAUUCGCUCAGGACGAGAGGGGGCCGCUGCCAGUCAAAACCUUUCUGUCACAGUUAGUGUGUGAGGGCGGUGAGCUGCGACUUAUUAGAGGCUCUGACUCUGACUGGACGCAGCUAGGAAGCUUCUUGUUUUGGGGGUGUCUUUCUGGACAGAGUCCACUGGAGCGAGUGUGUGAGACGCUCCAGCAGAGUGGCAUCAGCCCUCAGCAGCUACUGUCUCUGCUGCUGACGGUGUGGCUAAACAGAGAGAAGGAGAUCUUGAAGAAAGCCGACGCUGUUAGAAACCUGCACACACUCCUCCACACACUCAGCUCUAUGAAAGGAGCGGUCGAUGAGUCAUGGGAUGUGCAGUGUGUUUCCCCCUGGUGGCAGCAGGUGCGUAACGCUUGUUUACAGUCGGAGAGCGCUGGUGCCGCCCUGCUGGCCGCACUUGUUGCUCAUCGUGCUGCCAAGAGCUCCAUCACUAGCCUGGCAGAGAACAAGUUGCAAUCAGACUGGGAGUGUGUGUCUCUGGAGCUGGAGCAGUGGCUGGUGUGUGCGCGGCAGCUGGAGGACGUCUUGGCCCUGCAGACGUUGCUCAGCCUGCCGUCACCUCCAGGAACACCAGGGGGCGCCAUCCAACGAUGCUCAGUCAAAGCACUGCUGGAGAGUGGAAGAGGUGGAGUAGCAGACAGUGUAGCGAAGCUGAUCUUCAGACAGGACGUCCCUCCUGGAGUAGUGAAAGACAUUGUGCAAAAGAGUGUGAGCAAGGAACAGCGUGAGGAACAGCGUGAGGAACAGCGUGAGGAACAGCGUGAGGAACAGCGUGAGGAACAGCGUGAGGAACAGCGUGAGGAACAGCGUGAGGAACAGCGUGACGCCCUUCACACACUGGAGGAGCUGUUGGUGUGUGUAUGUCAGCGGUUCCCCCACUCUCUCUCUUCUGAUGUGUUGUGGGCUCACUGCUGUUGGGAGUACAUGGUGCAGUGGAACAAAGACCCAGAGGAGGGGCGAUACCUGGAGUGUUCUGUGGAGUACCUGAAGAUGAUCUUCAGUCCUCACAUUCAGUUAGGAAUCGCCACUAUGAUGUGGAACACGUUUAUUGUGAAACGUUUCUCUGCAGCAGCUUUCUUAAUGGAAAAGGUGGGAAAAGCUCCUAAGGAUAGACUCUGUAGACGGGAUGUAGGAAUGGGCGACGUGGCCAUGACCAGCUUCCUGGGCUCCUGCGUACAGCUGCUGCAGACUCUGAUGGAGGCGGACUCUGGGGUGGAGGAGGCGAGCUUGCCGGAGGUGUGUGUGGAGGAGGUGUGGGGUGGAGCUGAGGGUCCGGCAUCCAUAGCGGAGUUGGCGCUGCAGCAGAGGGCGGUGCACUACCCGCUGGUGCAGCAUCACUGCCUGCUAGCGUCGCUGCUUCACGCCGCCAUGAGCUUCUCGCUACGCCUCAAACCCCUCAGCCUCUUCGACACCAAGGGAAAGAAUGCAUUUUUCAGGGAGCUGACUUCAAUCCAGCUUCUGCCCAGCGGGGACAUGGACCCCAGUCUGGUGGCUCUCAGACAGGAAUUUUUGCUGAGUGUGUUAACAGCGUGGGUGAAGGCUCUAGGUGAGGAGCAGGAGGAGCAGCAGGAGGAUGAGCAGCGUGGUGUGUGUGUUAGAGCUGGAGUCAGGGAUCUGGUGUGGAAGGAGACGUGUAUGGAGCUGGCCUCACUGCUGCAGCUCAACAGCGACAUCCUGCGCAGACACCUCGUCUGUGAGCUCUAUAACCAGGGCCUGGACCUGCGUGCUGAGGAGGUGAUGCUGGAGGUGGAGGAUAAGGAUGUGUUGGGUUCUCAGCUCUUGGUUCUGAUCGGUCAGCGCCUGGCCUACUCCCUGUUCCACUCUGAGACUCAGACCAAAUCCAGCAUGGAGCUCCUGGCACGGCUUCCACCCACCCUCUGUACCUGGCUCAAAGCUAUGGACCCGAGUGAUCUCCGCCGCCCCUCUGUGCCUCUGCAGCAGGUCACCCGGCUGGUGAGCCGCGUGAUCGAGAUGCUGCCGGAGAAACACGCACAGUACAACAUGGCACUGCAUCUACUGGAGGCGGUGGACAUGCUACAGGAGGACGAGUGAGAGAGAGAAAAUAUAGAAAGAGACAGGAUACUUUCCAUGUCAUUUUCAUUCAGUCUCUUUCUAAGUGCAGGUUUCUAAAUAAAAGCGUUUCCACUCAGACGUCAGCCAUCAGUCAGGACGUGCUCGGCUCGGUGUUUAGCUUUGCACAGGAGCUAAUCAUGCUAACGUCAUUAACAAGUUUUUUUUUAUUUUUUUUAUUACAUUUGCUUUCGUCCAUCCAAAGCGAAAUCUUAAUAUAUAUAUAUAUAUAUUACACACUGCAUGUCGUCCUCUUAGGAAAAUAAAUACCAACAGAAUGAACAGUGAUGAUGAUGAUCUUACAGCACUUUCCCUAGGAUUUACAUUUUUGUAAUUAGAAAGCACUAUUUCUGUCCUUUUUUUGUGUUUAUUGUGAAAUGUAGCAAAACAUCCAUGAGACAAAUAAAAAAAAACUAAUCACACACACUUGGAUUGUUGCAAAGCGCUCACAUAGGACACUCCUUCCUUAAAAAUGUAUCUUCUGUUGUACGUUGUAUAUGAGCUGCUACCAUAGAAACGACAGUGAGUGCGUUAGUAUAAACCCAUGAAAAUGAAAAAACACCUUCUGCUCAAUCAGAAUGAAGAAUUCAGCACCGCCGUGCUUAAAUAGACAAUCUACACCCGAGACAACCGCUUUGAUUCGCAGUUAUGAAGUAGCUCCGCCCAUAAACCGAAACAAUGCUCACUGUUCUCGGGUAUCAGUGACGUGCUCUGUAAUCAACAGUUUUAGCACUAGAGUUUUAGCACCGGUCAGCUUGUGGAUCAGUAUAAAUAAUUUUUCAUUACACUUGCAGUUUCUUUCCUGAAACAUAGGGGGCGCCUAUGUAGUAAACCACUUUAAUGUAGCUGCUGGGUAAAAUCGGAGAGGCCGAGCACAUCCUGGCUGACGAACGAGACGCUUACAUGACACUUAAGAGACCGGUGUAUGUGUGUGUGUGUUUGGUUCCGUUUCACAUUUUAAUAGAGUCAAAGACGAAGUGUGUGCAUGAGAGAGAAUGUUAGAUCAGUGUUUGCAGUUGUUCUAUGCAUUUUAAUCGUGAAUAAGCGUGUUCAAAGCCCAGCCUUAGUGCGCGAUGCUGCUAAUACGGUAUGCAGUACUUUAUUCUAAAUGCUCUGUGUUAGGUCAAAGGUCAGGGGAUAUUAGCCAUAGUCACAGUCCAUGUGCAGAAAGAGGAGAGCGCUUUGUUUCGAUAGUUGUCGAAAUAAUAUGUGGAGUUUUUCUUCUUUUCUGUCCUCACUCAGCCAUCUCUUGGGUGCCAUGUCCAUGCUUCCCAGCUGUCUGUCUCUCUCUUCUUUCUGUCGCCGGAAUGGAUUUUGUAUCGUACAUGUACUUUAAAUGUGUCUACUACGAAUCCUGUAGUUACACCAGAGAGGGAGGUAUAUAUUAUAAAAUAUUAGAUUAAAUUAUGCAGAAUCACCGCUCUGUGCGCUUUCACACACACUUACACGUCUAGCGCACCGGUGCUGCUGUUUCUUAUUGUACAGUGCUAAAUACACUAAAAGUGCUAUAUAAAGGAUUAAACAGA
Molecule: messenger RNA, 5919 nt
Organism: Clarias gariepinus (North African catfish)
Lineage: Eukaryota; Metazoa; Chordata; Actinopteri; Siluriformes; Clariidae
Gene: rab3gap2
Product: RAB3 GTPase activating protein subunit 2 (non-catalytic)
Exons: 35
Coding region: 236-4375 (1379 amino acids)
Biological process (GO): regulation of GTPase activity
Source: RefSeq, a predicted model, not a curated record